AUUUAAAUCAAAUCGUUUCUUGUAGUGAACACGUUGAGUUGUAUGUAAAAGCAAAGUUUAAAAUGAAACUGAAUUUGUUAACCCUCUCUGUAGAUGGCAGAAGCACUCACAAAAGAAAUUGAUACUAUUUCUUCUCGACUGGUCUCCCUUCCUGAAAACAUGAGGCUGUUUUCGUUGAGCAUGAGGAGUCUCUUCACUGACCAAGCAAUUGGGGGACAAUCAAACACGGCAAGGAAAGUCAGGCUGUUACGCGAUCACACCCGAAAUGAUGCUGUUGCUUAUCUCAAGGGUGUGCUUCCAGUUGUUACGAGACGUGUAGCAGACAUUGGGGACUUUUUUGAAUAUUACGAGGCCUUAACCAUGGAUGAGUGGUGGGAGAGCAUUGAAGAUAUCACAGAAGAAGCAGAGGCUCACAAAGAGGCCUGCAAGGUGCUUGUCAAGAUCCACGAAGACAUGUUAACUUCAUUAAAGAAGCGAAAAGAUGAAGCCGGUGUACUUGUAAUUGAAUUGAGAGAUUUAGCUGCCGAGUAUGAAAGAAAAGUUCAAAAACUCCAAGAUUCUGCAAGUACUAAAAAUGAUUGGGCAAUCGGACUUGCAUUUGUACCAUUUGUCAAUGUUAUUGCUUCUCCAAUUUUGUUGGGCUCAGCCCAAAGCGAUUUAGCAGAAGCCACUGCGAAGAAAAAGGAAACUGAAAUCCAGUACGCCGUAAGCAGGGUUGUGACUGAUGUCUUGGUUCCAGCUCUUGGAAAUUUCAUUGAUGGUCUACAGCAUGUUGCUGGUUUCUUCGAAAUCCUCCAUCAAGAGCUGACAAGUUUUCAGCAGAAGGGAGAACGUGCUAAAGGAGCAGGAAGCCCAAAAGUGAUGCAUUACAAAACAAUGAGAUCAAAGGCCAAAGAAAUACGUAGUGGAUGCAGAGGAUUCUAUGCCGUUUUGCCAUCAGUUCGUUCUGAUUUUCAAGCCAUUCCAGACGAAGGCACAGAUCAGAAUUACGUAGACAGAUGGCUUGAAAAGCAAAAGAAAAUCAUCAAGGAAAGCUGUUCUGUCAAAUCUUUGGCAGCAAAAUUGAUUAAAGCUAUCACCUCAUCUGACAACAAGGCUGGCGAAUAGCAAGUGGUCCAAAGAAAAAGCAAGUAACAAAUUUCACUGACUGUUGAACGUUAUUUAAGCCCGAUUUCUACUUCUUGAUCUUCAACUUCCUUGAAUGAAUUUGAAAUGUCAAUUUGCUGAGAAUUCACGUGUAUUUUUUACAAUCUGUCUUAAUUUUUGCUUCGUCUUCGGGAAUAAUUUCACAGAUGUCCGAGAAAUAAUUUCCAAUUGUUUGAAACGUUUCACUAUUCUUGGGCAUACUUUUGAUUUGUUUGAUUAAUUCCAUUCUUAAAAACCCCACAUAGCUUUGAAGCCAAGAGAAGUUUGUCCCUUUGCACCCUUACCCCCUCUUUGCGGCCCUGGUUAUAAAUCACGGAGCUGGGCGACAGUUUCUCAAAAGGACAAUUUAUGAAAACAAAAACUUCCAAAUUUGUUAUUUUUAAUUGAUUCAAAUUGACCAGGAAUCAACUGUGGGAUUUUAGUCGCUAAAAUUGGGAUUUUGACGGGUAGAUAAUCUUUGCUAAAUUUUCAGACGAUUUUUAUGUAAUUUUUAAAAAUAUUCAAAAAUUAAAAAGUUCUGCAGUUCAGUUUUUCCGUUGAUCCAGAAGAAGAUUUUCAGGAACAUCACAGAAGAAGAUUGAUCCCAAGAAAUUUGACAAAAACAGAGACAAUUUUAGUCUGGGAGAUGCAUUUUUAGCCAACUCUAGAAGGCUUAAUUUAAAAAAAUUUCUUUCGCGUCGGACCCAACCAUGGUGGGUCCUCCUCUGUCACUAACUUGAUUCCCCCUCAGACUCAAUUUUGUGGCCCCCCGCCUCUGAAACUGCGAAGCACAAUGCUCCAGGAUCGUCUACAAAUCUCUUACGCUAAUUUCGAGCGAGAAAUACUUUUACAGAACUUAUUAUCUGUUAUCAAGAAGUGGGUCCAGUUGAAAGAACAGAAGAGUACGACUCAGUAUUUUUAAUAGACAGGGAAUUUUGCAUAAACACCUAGCAACCUACCUAACCCAAGUUUUUAAAGUUUAAAUCAUAAGAGUAAAGGCCAAAUGAUCAUUUCAAGCCUUGGGAACAUUCUGGCAAAUGACCGGAAGUUGCGUUUCCGAAAGCAUGAAAAACGCAAGGUCAGCAAAAUUUAGAAUUUCAAAUUUUUCAAAUCUGAUGACACCAUAAGAAAGAGCUUACAAAACUGAGCAAAAUUUAUUAAAAGGAUAAUGUGAUCGGACAUGUAAAAAAAGGUUAUGGCUUUUGAAACUUUUUCUGAAGUUUCAUUAUAGUACAGACGCAUGCAGAGCAGUAAAAUUGUGGAUGUUAUAAUAAUAGCAUGAAGUUUGGUACAAGUACACAAUCUGAUAUCCUGAGUAAGAUGAAGUACAUAUCAAGCUUCAAAAAUGCCCCUGAAAGCUAUUUUUAGACUGGGGUACUGGCACCCUGUCCUCUUUUAGGUAUAGCACUACAACGUUUUAACUUUGCAAGCUAUAAAACUGAAACAUUUUUUUUGACAUGCUGAAUAAAACGAGAUGCGAAAUCAACUUUAAAAUUUCACAAAAACAAUUUUUAGACUACUGUACUUGUACCCAGUCCUAUAUUGGGUCUUGCAUUUCUGCACCAUAACUUUGUAACUAUACAAGUUAUACGACUUUGACCUUGUUUCCCGGCGUAAUCCGAAGUGCUAGAUAAAAGGAAACGUAGAGCUAGGUUUAAAACUUCACCAAAGGCUUUUUUGGACUGAGGAACUUAUACCUAGUCCACUGUUGGCUAUCGCACUAAAACUUUAUGACUACUUUACUAAGUUGUACAACUGAAACUUUGUUUUCUGGCGUAAUCUGACGUGCUUAGUUAGAUAGAAGAGUAUAUGUCCAGUCUACGAAGCAAAGAAAUCAACUACCUAAGAACCUAUUAAAUAUAUUUCAUGAUAUAACUUGCUGUCCUAAAUACUUUAUGAGACCUUGUUCAUCGGUAGAUUACGACUUCUAGCAAAAUUAAGGUCGUUCAUGGACAAUGCUACAGCUAGUACAAUCUAUCGUUCUUUGAUUCUUCCAACAUUUACUUACUAUGGUAUAUUGCAACUGAAGCUCACAAAUACACAAAUAAGCAGACUUUCCUCAUUUCAUUCUCGUUUAUUGAAGAUAGUCUAUGUUGAUGAAACGGCAGACAAAGGGCUCAUGACAGUCAUAAAUGCGAAUAGAAAAGGAAACAAGAAGCAGCAAAUGCACUCUGCGAUUACCUAUUAUUAAAAAAGAAUAUGCACGAAAAUCGUUUCAAUAUAUGUGCUCUAAAGUGUACAAUGAGCUACCUUUAGACAUACUUCGGACAAGGACACACAUCAUAAAAAACUCAAAAAUCAUUUUGCAGGACAGUGACAAACAUUAUUUUAUUUCGAUGUGAAAUUAGGUUUUAUUAGGUAUUAUAGAUCCUAUUCUUGUAAGUUUUAUCAACGUUUUUAAUGUAGUAAAUUUUCUCUAAAUAUCAUUUGAGGUCUAGGGCAAAGGACACACAGUGAUAACAGCGAUGUUGUAAUUGUUGAAAUGUUUAUCCUGUAUAAAUAUACCCGUUGUAGUAAACCUAACCUAUAGUGAAUUUGAAACUUGAACUUGUCUAACAGUGUGUUGAAAUUAUUGUGUUCAUCGGAACAGCGAUCGAUGUUACACCAAAGUUCUCAUUGAACGACAAACGACAUGGAUCCAGAAAGAAGUGAUUUGCAUGUGCAUUGUUUCGUGAAUUCUGCUGCCUGACUAAUAUUUACAAAUUGCUUAAAAAACUGAAAAACUUUAUCAAGCUAUGCACAAAGGAAAGAAUGGAAAUGAUGACUAACAACAGUGAGAUUCAAGAUGUAAUUAGCAUAGAGUAUAAGGUAUAUAGAAUUACGUAAGCUUGUAGAAAACAAGCAAUGAAUGGUUGUAAACAAAUAAUGCAAGGGAAGAAAAUGAACAUAAGUGAAUUUAAUGGCCUAAAUUUAGACCCUACAAAAUGUACGCAAAUUUAUACAGGGCCCGGAUGCACUAGCAACCGAAAAGUGCCUAAAUAUUCGUAUACGGGUGUCAAGGCUUCAAUUUCGUUACAAGUGCGCCCGGGGCAACAGUGACUAAUAACAGCAAAGAGCAUUUUAAUGUAUCUCUAACAACUUGUUGUGAUACAAAUUGGGGAUGAAAAAUUUUUCAUUUAGGCCAAAUUUUAGCUAAUUUUUCAGUUGAGGCCAAAUCUUCUGAACUAUGCCUCGUAGGACGCGGCUUAUUAUAAUUUAUUAAAAUUUACACAUCGUCCGAGAAUGUAAAAUUUUGCAAGUACAAGUUUUGAUGCAGUUGUUUGUAAAAUGCGAAAACUGACUAAUAAGAUAUUAGUCGCCUUAUCAAUUACUGAAAACGAGCGGUUUAGAUCUAGGGCAGCUCUGUAGUCUUCAUGCAAAUUUUAUUAUAAGAAAAUGUUCAUAUUAUGGAAAAAUCAUGCACUUUGCAAUUAUAUUUGAGUAAAACUAGGGGGGGGGGUAUCUUAAAAGGUUUUGAGGUACAGGGGUGUGCCAUUAUUUAGGUGUACUUUUUUCUGAAAUAUGCAGAAUUGUCGAUAUCAGUUUUAUAAAAUGUGUUGAAUUAUGAAUAUGAAGAAACAUGCAAAAUUAUGUGCACAAUUUUGAAAAAAUCUGAUCACUAAUGGAUUUUCUACAAGUCAUUUUCUACAAGAAAAAAAAACUACAAAUGUUUUUCAAAAAAAAAGGAAUCGUAGGAAAUUGUCUAUUUCUUCACGAUAUUUGAAGAAUUCAUGACACAGCUAAAAAUUUCAUCGCUCUGAAUUAGAAUCAUUUUUGCAAUAUGCAGAUAGAAAGCCCGAGAUUUCCAUAGAUUAGAGAACGAUGCGCGGAGAAUCAAUUCGUUCAGUGAUGCUUACAAAGUUUGUAUUUGGCAUGGGCUUUUAAAACUCAUGGUCCUUGCAAGUUUGAGCCUUUCUGUUUUUGGUGCUGACAUGUCAGUAUGAAAUUUAUUAUUUGUCUGUUCUGUUUAUCAUGAUCAACUCUGUUAAGCAUCUAUGAUUUUGUUCAAGAGUUGGGGCUUAGUUGCACCUUUUCUUUGGCAUUGCCAUAGUAUAGCCAUAGUAUAGCAUUGCAGGUUGCUUCUCAAUGGUUUUUGGGGUUGACAGUAUUGCAGUAUUUGCCCUUUCCUUUGUCGUUAAUCUCUCUUUGAAUUGGGAGGUAUUCAGGUAAUGAAAAUCCCAGACAUUAUUCGAUACUUAACUGAAAUUAAUUUUGUUCAAACUGCUAUAUAUUUAAGAUUCUACCACAGUAGUAUCAAAAUAUUCUUGCGGAAUCACGGUAUUUUAACCACCCCCAACCUCUAAAGAUCCCUCUCAAUCAAAUGCACCCUUGAAACAAUAAUGUUGCUUAGUAGGAUAGGACUAUUUUAGUAAAGAUUAUGUCAAUUGAUAAAAUCAAACUUGACAACUGACAAUCCGUUUUGCAUUUUAUACUUUUCAUUUUGCAUUUUAUGGUGGAUACGAUUGUCACGUCUGUGUUUAUAUGUGACCUGACCUCUCUCAGGCCGAUGGUUGGAAAAGGGGGUUUCUCAAAGGUACCGUAUUAAAAAAGCUGGCCCCUAUCGAGUAGAGAUUAAAAUGUGUAAAGGUGGCGUGGCCCCUCUUAGGUAAAGGGUUAACAACAAAAAAGUGGACUCUCUCAGGUAGAUAGUUUUAAACCAAAAUCUCACUCUUUUAAGCGACAGAAUAAAACGUGGUUUGCAUCGUACUCGAGAAUAUGCUCAAUUGCUAGUGAGUCGUUUAUUGUCUUAAUCUUUUCUUGGCAUUACGUGUCCCACUGGAUGGCUGGCGUCGAAAAAGGGGAGAGAAGAGGGACUUUUGAUUCUUUGGUGGGAAAAGUGACUUUUCUUGUCCAUUUCCUCCCCAUUAUCAAUCGAAUUCGGGGGUUGUUGUGUAACUUUUCUUAGUAACCCCUUCCUAUUAGUUAUUUGUGGCAGGUUAAGCGACUUGCGCCAAUGAACCAACGUUCCUACUCGCUCUUAAUGAUGUGGGAAGGUACCCCUCUGACUUUUGCCUUUCAUUUUGCAUGGUAUUUCAUUCCCGAGUUAGAAAAUUAUUUUUUCUAUGGUCUCUGGAGGUCCUUUACUGCUUACAAGGGUGUACGAUGUAAUAACCGAGCUGUUAUUGUGAAAAAAAUGUUCAACUAUGGUCUGAAAAGCAUUGUCAUAGCAAAAAGCAAUGCCUUUUGUGUUGUUUCUUUUGUAAGAUAUUUCGAAGGACUUUAACUUUCUAUAAUAUAUUAUCUUGACAUUUUCACCCGUAGUGUUGGGUAAGAUCUAUACCACGGGAUGUUUAUCAUUUUCGCUUUAUUUCUUUUCUCAAAUUCUAGAACAAGGAUAAACCAUAAAAUGAAAAGGGUCUGCUAGCAGAGAGAGUAAAGAUUGAGCCUUAAUGGCCUAAACGGACAAUUUUUGUGCUCCAAAUAAAUCACAUUUUGAAAUAAAUUUACAAGCUAUGAAUAUACAAAUGAAACAACAUUCUUAUAUGUAAGAUAUUUUAUAUAUUGAUUGAUAAUAUUGAUAAAUUAAAUGUUCAGGCUUGAUCCGAACUAUGGAAAAUUUUCAGCUACGAAAACAGAUGAAAUUAAGGGUAUCAAUGAUUAAAAAAAGGAUAUACGGAAAAAUCUUUUGAUUGAUGGAUUUCCGAUUGUCUUUAAUAGUCAAUGAAAUCUGGAUAUUUCAAGAACAAAAAAAACCCAAAAUUUAAUUAUAUCACUUAAGUUUACAAAUCAUCCA
Molecule: messenger RNA, 6838 nt
Organism: Rhopilema esculentum
Lineage: Eukaryota; Metazoa; Cnidaria; Scyphozoa; Rhizostomeae; Rhizostomatidae
Source: RefSeq, a predicted model, not a curated record